Molecule: messenger RNA, 3606 nt
Organism: Giardia duodenalis
Lineage: Eukaryota; Fornicata; Diplomonadida; Hexamitidae
Exons: 1
Coding region: 1-3606 (1201 amino acids)
Source: RefSeq, a predicted model, not a curated record
AUGUCAUCACGGCCGGGCUCCUCGCGAGCGGAUGCCAUAUCUGCACUGAUGACUAUGAGCCAAUCGGUUACACGAGUGGGAUACGUUCCAGCGGAGCUUCAAAACACAUUGAGCAAAGGACUUCAACGACCCGUAUAUGCAUCUCCUCCACACUUCUUUUCUCAGAAAAAUCUCCGGUUAAACCAGCAGCAACAGAGAUCACCAAUCCGUACCAUUUAUCAGAGACCAAAAAGAUUUUCCUCCGAGGGCCCCCAGCCAUCUGUCUAUGUACGCAAUCUGGCCAACGAGAUUAGAACAACGUCAUCACCAGAACACUUUCGUCGAUAUCCCAAGCAAUCGUUCCACACAAGUCAAUCUGCAACCAUUACCUAUAAAAUUGCGUUAUCGAACCAUCAGACAAAGCUUAUGCAUAUUCCUUCAGAUACCAGAGAUGCUAAGGCGUCUAAAGAGACGGAUAGUUGCAGCGUUGGAGGGUUUCGCCCUAUAGACCCAUCUGCUGCUGCGUUAGUCAAUACAAAGGCCUCCGGUCCUGAUUUGCGAAAGCAUGAACAAUCACAGGAAGACAUCCAAGAAACAUUUCUCACAGAACCGCCCGUUGAUUCCAUUCAUAUAAACGAGGCUCCAAGGUCACCGUCACCGCUUGCGCAACAGCUCUUGGAUGAUGAGGCGCUCACCGAAGAGGCCAGGUACUUGUACCCAAAAGUGCUUACUCCAGAUCGUCGCCGUCUUGAUCGCUAUAUUCAGGCGUCCCAUGGAUAUGUGGGGAAAGAGUUUAUAGAGGUCACCGAGAAACAUAGUGUUGGGCAAAAGAGACUUGUUGCAGAAAAAUACAACAGUGAAUAUAUCAAUAAGCUCCCAUCAUCUCACCACAAGAUAGAGAAGUCAAGUAUAUCAAAGCGCAACAGCAACAGGGGCUCAUCUCUACCUUAUGACCCUUCAUCAUCUAAGCAGCGAGGUCAUUCUGAAUAUUCCCAAGCAUCCAUAUCUACCGUGCAGAAACAGCGGGAUAAUAGAGCAAAUGUUCAGGUCGAACUCAGCAAGCUCGCGUGGGAGGACGCUUUUAUAAGGAAAAUCGAUCUCAUGACUGGCGCUCAAUUAGAGAAGCCCGAAUCUUCUACAAAGCCACAGGAGAAAGUCUCUGACUCACCACACCAGUCCCAAAAGCGCUCCACUCCAUAUCCCCACUUGGCAAGCAUGUAUACUGCAAGCGCUGAACGUAAGCAGAGGCCCCGUACAGCUAGGACAAGCAACCUUAAUGAAGUGCGUGAGUUGAUGGUAACGUCUGUGGCGAGACAAGGUCUAGUAAGGAAAAGACCAGUAUCAGCAACCAUCCCACAGACUUCUACACUGCCAUCUACUUCUUCUCUUGAUAACUUAUCAAGCGAUGGCAUUAAGAAGAUGAUUUCUGCAACAAGAUUCAUAUCUAGUGUAACUGCUGCUGCCCCUUCGAAGGCAGAGAUACGAGAUAUGUGCGAAUUCCACAAGAGGACCGCCCGGGACGCCCAGACAGAAAGAAAUGUUUCUCUUCUUAAUCCAAAUGUUGCAGACUUAUUCACACGUCUUGGGGAACAGCGCGCAUGCACAUUUUGCGACCAUUACAACAAGAACAGAGCAGUGGCUUGUAGACUCGUUCUUACACAGAUCUUACACCUAUGCCGACAGCACAUGUGCAUGCAGUACUUUAACUGCAUUUCAGCUGUACACAAUCCCUUCCAAUCUACACAGCUCUUCUUAGAAUGGGAGAAUCACUGCAUAGUAAUUAGAGCGUGUCUGCAGGCGCUCCAUCGCCUUCGGUUUUUCCAUGUUAUCAUGGAUCAGCUCCUGUACCAUCUACCAGAGUCUUUUUUCAAUGAAAUUUCUAAGGCUCCGCUCAAUCAGCUGGGUCUUUCGGCGGAACUCAUACGCUCCUACUUUACCCUCAAGCGAACCACUAGUGAUAGAUACGACGAUAACACGUCGAAUAAACUACUGACCUCAUUGUCGCCCAGACAAGAUAACCCGCAAGUUUCGCUAGACCAAAAACGAUCGGUGGAACCUGAAGCAAGCAUUUCUGCGGGAUUUUUUCCUGACCACAAACAUGUGAUAGACUUAUCGCUUAUAGAGCUAAGCACUGCUGUUUCAGAAAGUGGACAGCAAGGAGGUAUUGCAAACAAUAACAUUACAAACACCAACGCCCGUCUUGCAAAUGUCAAUAUUGGCGCUUUCGAUGCACCAGCUCAUUCAUCUCCCUUACCUGACCAGACAAAACCCCAAUCUAUAGCUACAGACCGACGGUAUCUUGCACCACUUUCCCUAGAAGUAGCAGUUGCCAUUACUAGCAUUCUAGCUGAGAGAUUGAACAUCUUCACCAGAAAGACACAGCGGAAGUCAGGGAUAGACGGCGCUCUUCUCUGUGGAGUCAUUGCUUUUAUUGGGGCAUGCAACUAUGACUGUUACUAUGAGCUCAUAAGCCCAGUACCAUUAGAAGAGCGUUUGAGUACAUUUGCCGGUCCGAGUGUACCGAAGAUUAGAGCAAGAAGCUCUAAUAACCACGGAGAGGCAUCAAUAACGCGUAUCCUGGACUACCUGUGUGUUGAGAUCUUAAGCAUGCUCGUCAAUAGUUAUAAUGAUUCCCUACCCAGUAAUUUAACAUAUACCAAUAAGUCAGCAAAGACACCGUCAACGGCCCCGCGAUUUGAGGUAGUUUCCUCACUCAAUAGGGCGCACCCAAUCAACGCAACAAGCGUAGACUGGCUCCAGCUCAGUCUGUACGAUGGCUUCAUCGCGGCAGUCUCGUCAUUUCGAGCAGCAUGCAACAAAAAUAGAUUCGUCGCCGAGCAUACCUUCUUACUGGAAUUUAAUCCUCAAUUGUCGCACAGAGUGUUUGAGGCGGCCGCAAUAGUCCUGAAAAACAUGCCAGUACAUGUCGCAGCCCAGCAUUUUGACCGUGUGUGCCUAGUCACCUUUUGCACCAUUACCUUUAUCAAAGGGGCCAUAGUCUCGGCCUCUACACGGAAGGUCAUAACGACAAUAUUUCAAGGCGUCAUUCUGAAUGACCCCUACACGAUAGCAAACGGAUACUACUUGUUAUCCACGUGCAUAAGCAUUCUUCUGGAUAUGAGGAUAAUGUGUAGAGAGAGCCAGAGCAAUAACCAGAACAAUGCAGAGAAUAAUCUCAGAUAUCUGUCGUACUUAUUUUCAGAGCUGUGCCUCCUCAGUGGGAUAAUAGUAGAGACACAUUGCUUGAGCCUAGCAUCCGGUAUAGCCUUGGGGAAUAUUCACAUGAUGUUUUCUAAUUAUCCAUCUAAUAUAAACGGUGCACUGCCCCCCUUUAUUUUCUUUUUCAGCGGAGCUGAGGAUGCCAAUCAGACAGAUAUAAAUAUUAAUCAUGAAAAAGCAGGGAUAUAUUUGAAGUACUACGUAGCCUCAUUCGUCAUGAGACUGGGAAUCUCAUAUGCUCGGUGCGCGGGUCGCCUGGACAUGUCCAUUGCAGAAAUCAUCUCCAGUUCUAGCGUUUUUAGGCACUUAUACCAGGAAUACUCUGCGUAUCGUGAAAAGUAUGUCCUCGUAGAUGAGUUUUGCAGGGUUCUGUUCGAGGAGAACAAGGGCCUGAUGCUAAUCGGCUAG